Molecule: messenger RNA, 711 nt
Organism: Iphiclides podalirius (scarce swallowtail)
Lineage: Eukaryota; Metazoa; Arthropoda; Insecta; Lepidoptera; Papilionidae
Source: the annotation of a GenBank genome assembly
AUGAAGGAGAUGUUCACUUUAUUGGGGCUACCAACGCCGCUCUGGAAUGGCCGUCGAGGGGGAGUAACAAAAUGGACAUACACAAAACACCUUAGGGUAGAACAGAACAAAAAAGAACAGAACAUAAUGCAGCAGCUCGAGUAUUACAAACUUUACACGCACACUUGUCCGAUGGUCGUGAGUUAUUUGAUGUCGGUGUUUCACUUAUGGGGCCAGUUAGAGGAGAGGGGUGUAUCAUUGGGCCGGCUGGAGGAGGAGGAAGGGGGGGGGGGGGCUAUUAUAAUGGCCUGUCGAUGGAAGGGGAUCAGUAUUUCGCGGUGUAUCAUUGGGCCGGCUGGAGGAUUGGGGGGGGGGGGGGGGGGGGGGGGGGGGGGGGGGGGGGGAUAUUAUAACGGGCUGUCGAUGGAAGGGGAUCAGAGUUUCGCGGUGUAUCAUUGGGCCGGCUGGAAGAGGGGGACUAUUAUAAUGGGCUGUCGAUGGAGGGGAUUCAGUGUUUCACGGUGUGUCAUUGAGCCGGCUGGAGGAUGGGAGGGCUAUUACAACGGGCUGUCGAUGGAGGGGGAUCAGUGUUUGCCGGUGUAUCAUUGGACCGGCUGGAGGAUGGGGGGGGGGGCUAUUAUAACGAGCUGUCGAUGGAGGGGCAUCAGUGUUUCGCGGUGUAUCAUUGGACCGGUAGAGGGAGGGGGGGGGGGGGGGGGGGGGUUGUCGCAC